Molecule: messenger RNA, 951 nt
Organism: Alternaria arborescens
Lineage: Eukaryota; Fungi; Ascomycota; Dothideomycetes; Pleosporales; Pleosporaceae
Exons: 3
Coding region: 1-951 (316 amino acids)
Source: RefSeq, a predicted model, not a curated record
AUGGCGAAGAAGUGUGUUCACAAGGGCUGCGGCAAGACGUACGACGACGACAACGAGGAGUGUGUUUACCACCCCGGCCCACCGAAAUUCCAUGAGGGGCAGAAAGGCUGGGAAUGCUGCAAACCUCGCGUCCUGACGUUUGACGAGUUCCUCGCAAUCGAGCCCUGCACAAAGGGAAAGCACUCUGACGUCGACGACACCCCCAAGCCAGAACCCGUCCAGGCCCCAGACGUACCCAAUGGCACCCAAGUCAACCUCGGAUCGCUAGAGGAAUCGCUGCCUGCGCCUGCACCGAGACUACCUACCGCACAAGCUACGCCCAAGCCAUCGGCUUCGCCCGCACCGCCGCCAGAGUCCGAAGACGAUGACCCGAGCCUGGAGAUCAAGGAGGGCAUGACGUGCAGGCGGAAAGGAUGCGGCGCCGUGCACAAAGGAGGCAACCGGGAUGGAGAGAGCUGUGUGCAUCACCCUGGCGCGCCCAUCUUUCACGAGGGCAGCAAGGGGUGGAGUUGCUGUAAGAGGAGGGUCAUGGAGUUUGACCAGUUUAUGAAGAUCGAGGGGUGCAAGACAAAAGACAGACAUCUCUUCGUCGGUAGUGGGAAGAAGAAGGAGGGCGAGGAGAAGCUGGAGACGGUUCGACACGACUACUACCAGACCGCAACCUCAGUCGUCGCCUCCCUCUACCUCAAGAAAAUCGACAAGGCAACCGCCGUCAUCGACUUUCAACCACAGCAUGUCAAACUCGAUUUGCCCACUACAGAUAGCAAGCGCUACCAGACCGAGUUUCCCCUCUUCUCGACUAUCAAACCUGAAGAGAGCAAGUUCAGAAUACUAGGCACCAAGCUCGAGAUGACCCUGGUCAAGGCGGAUGGAGCUAGUUGGCCCGUUCUUAGGAGCGACGAUAAACCUACUGGGGAGAUGAUACAGGUAGGUAGGGCGGGCAGGGCGUAG